Messenger RNA from Halteromyces radiatus, 987 nucleotides. RefSeq lists its product as uncharacterized. The transcript is spliced from 6 exons. The record is from RefSeq and is a predicted model, not a curated record. Lineage: Eukaryota; Fungi; Mucoromycota; Mucoromycetes; Mucorales; Cunninghamellaceae. The coding region runs from base 98 to 934 and encodes 278 amino acids.
ACUGACCAUCUCAAAAUACAUCGUCAACCACCCCUCAUGUGACAUCUUUCGAACGUACGACUGGAAAUUACUAUUCUGUCAUAUUGGUGGAAACAACAUGUUACAUCUAUUACUUAAUACCAUUCUAUUAUUGAAAUCUCAAACCGAAGUUUUUUACCACUUGUCAGGGUUAACUAUCAAUAUCAAUGCGGAAUUAACAACUCCUCCGAUAGUGACAUAUCAGCAAUAUAAUAGAUACAAAGAUACCUUCUUACACGACCUGACAAUACCAAAUAGUAGUCUAUCAAAUCGUAUCAUCAAAGAAUUAUCAUCAGGCACCAAGCGACGUUCCAGUACCAAUAUAUCUGAUUUGUCUCCUGCAAAACGAAGAAAAGAUGCCACAAAUACGAACUUUUUGCCAUCAUCAGAACAGAUCACAAAGAAAACAAAACGGAAAAGAAAUCGACAUGGAAAGAGUAAAGGGAACGAUCCAGAAAGGAAGUCACUUUCAAAGCUUUCUUUUACCAACGUUAAAAAGACUACACCAAACUAUAUCACUAUUACUCCUUAUACCUCUUCUACAAUGGAUAUUCCUUCUACUACCUAUUUGGAUCGCCACCGUAUGUUAUAUGCAGAACCAACAAUAUCCAAAGAUCAAGUGCAACGUUUUACCUAUAGAACAGCUGACGUAUUUGGUCCUCAUCCUAUUGACAGUCAAAUCUACAAGCAAGCAUCUACUCUGUACAUAUUGAAGAACAUGUUCCCAAAAGAAUUCAAACGGAAAUAUGAAAACCAUCCUUAUUUGCCAAAGCGUGUCCAAAAUGCAGUAUAUAUUGUGGAUCAUUUGACAAGGAAACAUCCUGCAAAGUCAUUGACUAGAAUCCUCAACAGAUGGUGUCCACGGAAGGUAAUUGCAGGAAAUACAGAAAAGAUAGAAAACCAGUCCAUCCAUUGAUGAAUUAUCUGUGCCUUAUCGACAAGUGUUUUUGUUUGUGAAAGCCAUAAUGG